Kickxella alabastrina is the source of this 1169-nucleotide messenger RNA. Its product is annotated as solute carrier family 25 member 38. Gene Ontology annotation, cellular component: mitochondrial inner membrane; mitochondrion. The transcript has a single exon. Gene Ontology annotation, molecular function: glycine transmembrane transporter activity. Bases 169 to 1098 code for a protein of 309 amino acids. Gene Ontology annotation, biological process: glycine import into mitochondrion. The record is from RefSeq and is a predicted model, not a curated record. Lineage: Eukaryota; Fungi; Kickxellomycota; Kickxellomycetes; Kickxellales; Kickxellaceae.
CCGCAGCAUCAACAAAAAAAGAUUAAAAAAAUUGCCCACGGCAUAAUGAAACAGUAAAUAGAAACCCAAAUUGGUCCUCUUUCUCUUCUUUGCUUUUUCUUUCAUCCACCCAUCCAUUUAACCCCUCUAUUUUUGCCCUAUAAAUUAUCACGACACUGAAUAAAAAACAUGAGCAACGACAAGAAGCAUGGAUCAAUAGUACACUUGGGCGCCGGUGCAUUAUCAGGCGUAACCUCCUGCGUCCUCCUCCAGCCCUUCGAUCUGCUCAAAACGCGCAUCCAGCAGAGCCACACACACGCAGCAGCGACACAUGGCAAAGGAUCGGUACUCCGGGCAGCCAAAGCAGUUGUCGCCGGAGAGGGCAUCCGCGGGCUCUGGCGAGGCACCAUGCCGUCGCUCCUCCGGAAUGCACCCGGAACCUCAUUAUACUUUUACUUUCUCAGUCACACAAAGUCACUUUGUCUAUCGGCUGAGCGACGCAUCUCUAAAGAUCCGACAAUCACCAAGCUCAGCGCCACAAGCAACAUGAUGGUAGGUGCAUCAUCGAGGGCGUUUGCCGGGUUUCUUUUGAUGCCUGGCACGGUGCUCAAGGUAAAGUAUGAGAGCAGUCUGUAUAGGUACGCGGGAAUUGGCGACGCGCUGAGGGGGAUUUGGCGUGCGGGCGGUAUGCGCGGGUUUUUUGUGGGCGCCGUACCCACUGCUAUUCGCGAUGCGCCAUACGCGGGGCUGUACAUGCUCUUGUAUGAGUCCAUCAAGCACAGGGAGCGGUCGGCAGCGGAGUCGCGGGGCGUUGCUUUGCCCGAAGCCACAGUGACCAUGGUGGCCGGCGUGAUGGCUGGGCUGGCCGCGUCAUAUAUGACUCAGCCGUUUGAUAUGGUCAAGACCCGCAUGCAGCUGCGCCCCCUCGAGUACACGUCUGUCGUGCAGUCGUUUGUAAAGAUUUUCAAGGAGGAGUCGGUGAUUGGGUUCUUCCGCGGCAUCUCAUUGCGCGUUCUGCGGAAGGGCGUCCAGGCGUCGCUGGUGUUUACGCUGUACGAGUGGGUGCUCAGGACCAAUUCUCAGACCAAAGCGACGCCAUCAGCCACGCUAAAGGCGUGAGGUAACCUCAAAUACGGGUGACCUCGGAUUUCUAAAACACAGCAAUAGUUCAACUGAAAAUAAACAAAAGA